Molecule: messenger RNA, 4122 nt
Organism: Clupea harengus (Atlantic herring)
Lineage: Eukaryota; Metazoa; Chordata; Actinopteri; Clupeiformes; Clupeidae
Gene: lars1b
Product: leucyl-tRNA synthetase 1b
Biological process (GO): leucyl-tRNA aminoacylation
Molecular function (GO): leucine-tRNA ligase activity; aminoacyl-tRNA deacylase activity; ATP binding
Source: RefSeq, a predicted model, not a curated record
GUACCACCACGUCGCCUCUCGCGAUAGCUACGUAGCCCAGUGCCAAGGAAGCGUGGGGUUUCAUUGAGGUUCGCCAGAUUUGGUCUUCAAAAGUUUUCUUAAAAUGACGGAACGAAAAGGAACUGCUAAGCUCGAUUAUCUGAGAAAGAUCGAGGAAGAAAUUCAGCAAAAAUGGGAUGAAGCGAAAGUAUUUGAAAGCAAUGCCCCGACUACACUUGGGGAGUGUAAAGACAAGAAGAAAUACUUUGUCACCUUUCCAUACCCGUACAUGAAUGGAAGAUUACAUCUUGGACACACAUUCUGCCUCUCUAAGUGUGAGUUUGCUGUUGGAUACCAGCGCUUGAAAGGUAAACAAUGCCUGUUUCCUUUUGGACUUCACUGCACUGGGAUGCCCAUCAAGGCUUGUGCAGACAAACUGAAGAGAGAGAUGGAGCUGUAUGGGAACCCACCCCAGUUUCCUGAUGAGGAGGAAGAGCAAGAAGAGAAGCCCCAAGUGGCAGAUGAAUUCAUAAUUAAGGACAAGUCUAAAGGGAAAAAGAGCAAAGCAGUAGCCAAGGCUGGCAGCUCCAAGUUCCAGUGGGACAUCAUGAAAUCCCUGGGCCUGUGCGACGGGGAGAUCGUCAAGUUCGCUGAUGCUGAGCACUGGCUGGAGUACUUCCCACCCCUCGCCGUGAAGGACCUGCAGAUGAUGGGAGUUAAGGUGGAUUGGCGUCGCUCAUUCAUCACGACCGACGUGAAUCCUUUCUAUGACUCAUUUGUGAGGUGGCACUUCAUGACUUUGAAAGAGAGGAAAAAGAUCAAGUUUGGGAAGAGAUACACCAUCUACUCACCCAAAGAUGGUCAGCCAUGUAUGGACCAUGACAGACAGACAGGAGAGGGAGUGGCUCCACAGGAGUACACGCUGAUUAAGAUGAAGGUGGUUGAUCCUCUCCCAGCAAAACUUAGCGCCCUCAAAGGCAAGAAUAUCUUCCUGGUGGCAGCGACCCUCCGGCCUGAGACCAUGUUUGGCCAGACAAACUGCUGGGUGCGGCCUGACAUGAAGUAUGUGGCCUUUGAGACGGCCGGUGGGGAGAUGUUCAUCUCCACACUGAGAUCCGCCAGGAACAUGUCGUACCAGGGCUUCACCAGAGAGAACGGAGUGGUGCCCGUCGCCAUGGAGCUCCUGGGUCAGGAUAUUCUGGGAAGUUCUCUCAGUGCUCCGCUCACGUCUUACAAGGUCAUCUAUGCUCUGCCCAUGCUCACCAUCAAAGAGGACAAAGGCACAGGAAUUGUCACCAGUGUUCCAUCUGAUGCUCCUGAUGACAUCGCCGCCCUGAGAGACCUAAAAAAGAAACAGCCAUUGAGAGAAAAGUAUGGAAUUGAAGACAAGAUGGUCCUGCCUUUUGAACCGGUUCCCAUCAUUGAAAUCCCUGGGUACGGGAACCUGUCUGCUCCGCUGGUCGUCGAUGAACUGAAGAUCCAGAGUCAGAACGACAGGGAGAAGUUGGCUGAGGCCAAGGAGAGGGUCUACCUCAAGGGCUUCUAUGAGGGGAUUAUGCUGGUGGAGGGAUACAAGGGGCAGAAGGUCCAGGAUGUGAAGAAGCCAAUUCAGAAGAUGAUGGUUGAAAAGGGUGAUGCCUUGAUCUACAUGGAGCCAGAGAAGCAGGUGAUGUCACGGUCAGCAGACGAGUGUGUGGUGGCGCUCUGUGACCAAUGGUAUCUUGAUUAUGGUAAUGAGGAGUGGAAGCAGCAGGCUAUGAAUUGUUUGAAGCCCAUGGAGACGUUCUGUGAUGAGACCCGAAAGAACUUUGAGGCCACGCUAGCCUGGCUCCAGGACCACGCUUGCUCCCGCACCUACGGUCUCGGAACCCGGUUGCCGUGGGACGAACAGUGGCUGAUUGAGUCCCUGUCAGACUCCACCAUCUACAUGGCCUACUACACGGUGGCACACUUCCUCCAGGGAGGGGUACUCAGCGGCCAAGGACCCUCUCCCCUGGGCAUCAGGCCUGAGCAGAUGACCAGGGAGGUUUGGGACUUCAUCUUCUUCAAAAAUUCCCCCGUCCCCAAAACAGGCAUCCCCAAGGAGCAUCUUCAGAAGCUGCGGCGGGAGUUUGAGUAUUGGUACCCUGUGGACGUCCGUGUGUCUGGGAAGGACCUGGUGCCCAACCACUUGUCAUACUAUUUGUACAACCACGUAGCCAUGUGGCCCAAUGACAGUCAGAAGUGGCCCCAGGCUGUUAGAGCCAAUGGACACCUCUUGCUUAACUCCGAGAAGAUGUCAAAGUCAACGGGAAACUUCCUCACCCUGAGCCAGGCGGUCAGCAAGUUCUCAGCAGACGGUAUGAGGAUGGCCCUGGCAGAUGCCGGUGACACAGUAGAAGAUGCCAACUUUGUGGAGGCCAUGGCUGACGCUGGCAUCCUGCGUCUCUACACCUGGGUGGAGUGGGUGAAGGAGAUGAUCGCCAACCAGAACAACCUGCGCCUCGGACCAGCCGACUCCUUCAAUGACCGCGUGUUUGCCAGUGAGAUAAAUGCGGGGAUCCUGCGUACAGAGCAGCACUAUGAGAGGAUGAUGUACAAGGAGGCCCUGAAGACUGGCUUCUUUGAGUUUCAGGCUGCUAAGGAUAAAUACCGUGAGCUGGCGAUAGAGGGGAUGCACCGUGACCUUGUGUUCCUGUUCAUUGAGAGGCAGACCCUGCUGCUGGCUCCCAUCUGCCCACACUUGUGUGAAUACACUUGGUCACUCCUGGGCAAGACCACAUCCCUGAUGAAGGCCUCCUGGCCUGUUGCAGGUCCAGUUGAUGAGGUUCUGAUCCGAUCUUCCCAGUAUCUCAUGGAGACGGCCCACGAAAUGCGUCUCCGCCUCAAAGCCUACCUUGCGCCGCCCAAGAGCAAGAAGGGAGACACCAAGCCUCCAGGAAAACCCUCACAUUGCACAGUGUACGUGGCCAAGUGUUAUCCACCGUGGCAGCAAAACGCCCUCUCUCUGCUAGGCAAGCAUCACAAGAGCAGUAACGGGAUCCUGCCUGAUAAUAAGGUGAUUGCAAUGGAACUGGGGGCCAUGCCAGAGCUCAAGAAGUACAUGAAGAGGGCCAUGUCUUUCGUCGCCAUGAUGAAGGAAAACCUGGAGAAGAACGGCCCGCGCGUGUUGGACCUGGAGCUGGAGUUUGAUGAGCGUGCAGUUCUCCUGGAGAACAUUGUUUAUCUGACAAACUCACUGGAGUUGGAUCAGAUAGACCUUGUGUUUGCCUCCGAAGCAGACGACAAAAUAAGAGAGGACUGUUGCCCGGGGAAGCCUUUCAGCGUCUUCAGGUCUGAGCCUGGCGUGGCCGUGUCCUUGGUGAACCCGCAGCCUGCCAACGGCCUCUUCACCACCCGGAUCGACAUCCGCCAGGGAGACAGCCGGGACAGCAUCAUCCGUCGGCUGGCCAAGGUCAAUCGCUUCAUCAAAGAUCUGUCCAAGGUGAAGCUGAUGCGGUAUGAGGACCCGGCCCUGGGCCCGCGGCGGGUGCCCGUCAUGGGCCGCGAGGAGCAGGGCAAGCUGCCCGUCUCCGACAAGUCCACCUUCCACAUCAGCCUGGAGGACAAGAAGGUUCACCUGACUGACAACGGCCUUAAAGUGGACAUUGGGGACACGCUGGUGUACCUGGUUCAAUGAAGGCGUGGGGGGCGGUGCUCUCAGGACGUACCUGAAUAAGAUACAGCGGUCUGGGACUCUCUUAUGAUCUAUUUUGUAAAUGAAUGACACAGUUAUCCUUGUCCUCUCUGUCCAUUUUGUUUGUUUGUUUUUCACCUAACUGGGAUGGGAGAAUAGGAAUCAACUGUCCACUUUGUCUUGCCAUUCAGAGAGUCUCACUGGCUUCGGCGGCGGACAGCCUCUAUUCAGUGAGAUUAGCCUAGCAUUUGCCAGCUAGCUCUGCUUAUGCAGAAUCUGCACUGUUUGGAGCAGCAGUCCACUGCUUAUUGCUGCCAGGAACGCUAAUCUCUCCCGGUUUUUCUUUUUUCUUUUGUUCUUUUGGCAUUUUCCAAGCACAGUUGUCAUUGCACAAUUUGUAUGUUAACCCCAGCACCAAAUAAAUGAAUAAUCCACAAUGGACAGAUAAGUAUAUGAUGACAAUUAAAAGAAACUGUACCAUUCUCAAA